GGACAGAACUUGAGGUGAUCAUGCUUAGCAAAGUAAGGAAAGAAGUGAAAGACAAACUACUGGAUGUUUUCACUCAUGUGGGUUGCAGAGAAUUGAAAUACACCAACUUAGGGGGAACAAGAAACCUGUCUCCACAGGCAGGGAGUAUGGAUCGACCUGUCAACGCCCAUGUUCAGCGGGCAAGCAAUUACAGAAGCCAGACCUCCCACCUUCUGCACCCCAUAAUGACCCUGGGUCAUUACUCCCAGAGGGUUAAAGAGUAGGAAAGCUAUCAAGGGGAGGGGAUGGGAUACGGAGUUCUGGUGGUGAGAAUUGUGUGGAGUUGUACCCUCUUAUCCUAUGGUUUUGUUGGUGCUUCCUUUUUAUAAAUAAAAACUAAAACAAACAAACACAAAAAAACCUGUCUCGAGUCAAGUGGACAUGGCCAACAUAGGCAGAUGGCAGCCACUGCACCCCUGUGAGACCUACCACACGGAACAGAAGCUCUGCCAAAGCGCUAGGCACUUUCUGCAUAGCUACUACGUGCAUGGUGAGUGGUCGACCCGCAAGCAGUGGCGUUGCGACCCGGCCAGCUGCCAAGCCUGGGAGCAGCACCGCAGUGCCAAAGCCCAGGUUACAAAGAAGCACAACCUGGUGUGGGCCCUGAGGCAGAAACCCCCAUAGACUGGCACCUUCCUCUGCCAGAGGAGGAGAAAGACAGAUGAUGAGCAGCCCCGUGUAGCCUCUUCUCAUUCAUGUGAUCCACCUAAACAGUCUAAUGUAUCCCUGGAGGUUUCUGCAUGACUUCAAACAGAAACGAAUGUCUCCAGCUUCACUUCCCUGCCUCUCACCUGUCUAUAGGGCACCCACUGCUGCUGUACUCUGAAAGACAAAUGGGCCCACUGCACAGCUUCCAGGAAGCCUGGCAUCACCACAGACUUCUGGACAUCCGGGUCAAGUGGACUCAUGUUAUUCACCCACUUCCAAGCCUAAAGCAGCGGCACAGGGGAAUGCCACCAGGAGGUCUAGAAUUCUCAGGUAAACUGAGUGGUGGCCUAGGGUGAACCCGGAAGAGGGCAGAAUGUGUCAUCACCAAGCUAGGACCAGGAAAGUUGUUCAUCACACACAAUUGACUGUGCUGUGAUGAACAACUUUCCUGGUAUUAGCCUGGUGAUGACACUGCCUUGCCAGCACAGGUGUUAUACUCUACUGCUGUCCAUGUGUCCACAGGCUCUGCAUCACAGGUGGCCUGUGCCUCUGGAUCAGUACUGUGCACCACCUAAGCUCACGGAAAAACCCUUGGAAACUCUGGUUUUCAGAUGCAUAUGGAUACACAACGCACAAGCUAGCAUGGAAAGGGGUCAUGGAGAGGAGCCGGGUGGUGGCGCACUUGGUAAAGCACACUUAUCACCAUGCGCAAAGGAUUCAGUUUGAGCCCCUGCUCCCAACCUGCAGGAAGAGUGGCUCAUGAACAGUGAAGCAGGUCUGCAGAUGUCUUUCUGUCUCCGUAUAUCCCCUUCCCCGUCAAUUUCUCUGCCAAAAAAGGAUGGAUCAUGGAAUCAUGAAUUAAAGCCAAGCUUCAGACACAUGGAUGUUAGGUCUCCUUCCCUCAGUUUCCCCUGUUCACUUUUCAGAUAAGAGAUACCACAAAGAUCAUUUCAUACAUUUGAUUCUAAAUAGAGGCUGAGAAUUAAAUCUACAUUUGUUGAAAUCAUGACUUUUCAUACCUGACAUUAUUGUGCUAAGCAGUAUUAGAAUUUUAUAUGCUUAUAACCCUUGUAGAUGCUUUUAAAACAUAUGUGUAUGAACCAAAUAAGAACGCUCUAUUGCUACUACUAGUAAUACCGUUUACGGUGACUGUACAGCAGCCCUAGUCCUGAUGCUGAGGAUGAUGCUGUGAGGUCCUGGAGCCUUCCUGCUCUUUUCUGACCAGUGGAAGCCUCACUUUGAGUUCCUCCCUCAGGAGUAGGCCAUGACCUGAACACAGUCAAACAUCUUUUCACUUACCUUUUGGGGCAGAAUAAUUGUCACUUCAGAAUAACAUAUAUUAAAGAAUAAGAUUUGGGAAAGAAAAAAAAAAAAAAAAACCUGUCUCAAAGACUUUGUGAAAACUCUGGUACCCAAAUCUAGAUCUGCUUGAGGAAGCAACCAUCCACCACCUGUAACUGGGCUAAAAGCAUCAGCACCUUCUGCACUC
Erinaceus europaeus (western European hedgehog) is the source of this 2176-nucleotide messenger RNA. Its product is annotated as UPF0545 protein C22orf39 homolog. The record is from RefSeq and is a predicted model, not a curated record. The coding region runs from base 421 to 663 and encodes 80 amino acids. The transcript has a single exon. Lineage: Eukaryota; Metazoa; Chordata; Mammalia; Eulipotyphla; Erinaceidae.